Molecule: messenger RNA, 1577 nt
Organism: Aphanomyces invadans
Lineage: Eukaryota; Oomycota; Saprolegniomycetes; Saprolegniales; Verrucalvaceae
Product: SLOB protein kinase, variant 2
Exons: 4
Coding region: 28-1092 (354 amino acids)
Source: RefSeq, a predicted model, not a curated record
UACUAGUAUCCAAGGAACAAUCACACGAUGGGGACGGGGAAUUCCCGCAAUGCAGUGCCGUCAGCACUGCGGGCCGAACGAUGCUUUCCCGUUGCUUCGGUAGUUGCGGACACCGAGUACUCGAUGUCGCAUGCUGUCCUGUACGCGUACAAAUUUACUCAACGCCACCCCCUCUUUCAGUGGAAUGACGUGGAGAACGUUGCCCACGGCAUGGGCUCGUCGUCGUCGUCCAAGCUGCACGUUCUUGUGGAUAUCGCUGACAUGUCAGGGGAAGUCGGUGGCCGUGCAUUGUUGUCAGUCAUGCAGGUCUCUUCGUCCUUGCUUCUAUCAACUACUUUCUCGUCCCAACCAAGCACCUACAAGCUCAAGGCGCUACUUGUGUCUCUUCGCCACACUUGCAUCUUACCGAUACUCGACGUCGACAAGCACCAUGGCGGACACAACAUCUUGAUCGUCGCACAGCCAUUCAUCCCCACUGGGAGCAUCAAGGACUUGAUUUAUUGCAACCCCGCCCCCACCAAGGAAUACUCCACCAAGUACAAUCGACCGGGCCGUCGCGUGCCACGCACGUUAAUUAGUCGGUACGGUCGCCACGUGCUGGAGGCACUGAGCGCACUUCGGUCGAUCGGCGUGGUUUGCGACAACCUGGCCACGAGCACCGUCAUGCUCGACCAAGACAUUGCAAGGGUCUCCAACGUCUACGGCUCUAUCCUUGGUCUAGAUCGGGAUGUUCACAUGCAGGAGCUCACGUUGCCGCUGGAGGCGACGGUGCCGCUGGACCUGCUACUCUUCGGGUACUGUGAUCGAAUCGGCUGCUUUUUGUCACGACUGAUCUCGAGUCCUCUGCACAAACCGCCGCCACUUUCUGGCGCUUUGUCUGUGGACAGACGGUGCGGAUGUCGCUGCACACAAGAACGGAUGCAUCCGCUGGUCGACGCCUCAGUUGCUUGUCGUAGUCACUUUUUGUACGAAAUGGCGACGGGACGCGAAUUGAGCGCCGUGGUGCCGGCUGAAUCGGACCUCGUUGGCGCGAUUCCUCUCGACGUUGCUGAUGUGCGUACCACGCUGUGUGUCGACACACAUUGCUCCUGAACGAUGGACGUGCUGCAUGACGCAGGUUCUUCGGCGCAUCUUCUUCCCGACCGCGGCGGCAUUGCAGCUGACGGUGCAAGACCUCGUCGACAUGCCGCUGUUUGCGUCGGUCCACGUGCCGCCGAGCGCUGCAUUCGACGAACAGAUGUUGGACGCCACGUCCGCCACGCUGCUCCAAACCAGCAUUCGCCUCAACGACGACCGGCGAUGGCGGCGCGCGCACGACUACCACGAAGCCAUGCAAGCAGCCAAGCCGGAGAGAGCUGAAAAGAAGGUGGCCAGCGUUGCCGCGUCCGCGAGGAGAUCCGUUGGACGAGCGAGCGGCGGAAAACAUCCGCCUUCGCGCCGCGUAUCGUAUCGCCGCACGACGCCCCUCCCAACGUCGGCAACGGCCUAGACCGAGCUCGACGUGUGGAUUUCGCGUUGGCCUCGCAAUCGCAUGAAAAAAAUCCACUUGUUCGCGGGAAACGGACCUUGACCCGACA